Molecule: messenger RNA, 582 nt
Organism: Colletotrichum karsti
Lineage: Eukaryota; Fungi; Ascomycota; Sordariomycetes; Glomerellales; Glomerellaceae
Exons: 1
Coding region: 1-582 (193 amino acids)
Cellular component (GO): mitochondrion
Molecular function (GO): carbon-nitrogen ligase activity, with glutamine as amido-N-donor
Source: RefSeq, a predicted model, not a curated record
AUGGCUUCCCGAUACUCAACACGUCUUCUCCAAACUCUCCGGCCGAUCGCGCCUGGCCGCGCCUCCUCUCCCCUCCGCAACGCCCGCUUCUACUCCGAUGCCGCCCCGGCCUCCCCUCCGCUCCUCGCCAACCUCAAGACCGACCUGAAGACCGCCAUGCGCGCCAAGGAUGCGCCUCGUCUGUCCGUCCUGCGCACCAUCCUCUCCGCCUUCAACAACGCAGCCAAGACCUCCUCCCCCAUUGUCACCGAUGCCCAGCUUGUCGCUCUUCUGCGCAAGACCCAGCGUGCCGGCCAGGAAGCCGCUGCUCAGUUCCGCGAGGCUGGUCGCGACGACCUCGCCGAUAAGGAGGACCUCCAAGCCAAGGUCAUGGCCGAAUACAUCGCCAACUCCGGCGUCCUUACCGUCACCGAGGCGGACGUCCGUGUGCUGGUGGAGAAGGCCAUUGAGGAGACCAAGGCUGCUGGCAAGAGCAACCUUGGCGAGGUCAUGAAACUCGUCAAUGCCGCGACCCAGGGCAAGGACCUUGCGGUCGACAAGAAGCGCAUCUCAGACCUUAUCAAAGAGGCUCUCAAGCUAUAA